This is a messenger RNA of Brugia pahangi, 5709 nucleotides long. The record is from the annotation of a GenBank genome assembly. NCBI's taxonomy places the organism in Eukaryota, Metazoa, Nematoda, Chromadorea, Rhabditida, Onchocercidae.
AUGAGCUUUGAUUCGACGUCAUCAUUAGGUUCUAUCAGUACAGUAAACGUUUAUCCUAAUCGUUCGUUAACUAUUGUUUCAAAUGCAAGUUCAACGGAUGAGUCACAUUUUCAAACUGUUUCUGUUUAUUUGUAUUCAUUUAAUCCGGAUUCCUAUGAAGAUCGAAUUAGUUUUGAUUUCCAUAAAUGGGCAACUACCGAAGAACUUAUUGAGAAAGUUCUGCAACAAAAACAAGAAUUGGCGCAUCAGUGUGCUGAUAACUACGAGUUAUACGAAAUUAUGGGUACAUUGGAUGGACAAACGUUCAAGGAGCGAAAACUUGACCGGGGCGAAUAUCCGGUAGCUGUGCAAAUGUUGUGGACACGACCGAUGCACAGCGAGAGCAACGAAGCUACGCCGAAAAAUCGCUUAGUAUUGAGGCAUAAAGACUCAUCGCUAUUGUCCGAUGGUGUGCAUUUUGGAUCUACGAAAACAUCCAGUACCAUCGAUUCUUUCUUGGCCAAAUUCUUGACACAGCCUCAGGACCGUGAAUAUCCCGAUUUAUGUAUGCUUCCGGAGCUUACGGAACAAACAUUACUUGAUAAUCUUAAGGAUCGUUUUGCUAGUGGACACAUAUAUACCUAUAUAGGGCCAAUUUUACUAGCUGUUAAUCCUUUUAACUUCUUUCCAAUUUAUAAUCCAAAGUAUGCUCGAUUGUAUUCUCAAAUUCGACAACUUUCCAGUAUGCCACCACAUAUUUUUGCUAUUGCUAAUAUCACAUAUCACAGCAUGUUACGGAUUAAGGAAAAUCAGUGCAUUGUAAUAAGUGGCGAAUCAGGUUCCGGGAAAACCGAAUCAACAAAUUUCCUGUUACAUCAUUUCACCACACUCAGUCAAAAAGGUUCCAGCACCGGAAGUACCGUUGAACAAACCUUACUUUCUGCUGGACCUGUACUUGAGGCGUUUGGGAAUGCAGUAACGGUGCAAAAUAAUAACAGCAGCAGAUUUGGAAAAUUUAUCCGAGUGAAUUAUCGAGAAAAUGGGAUGGUCUCGGGAGCAAAUGUUGAAAUUUACUUGCUAGAAAAGUCACGAAUCAUUUCACAAGCUGUUGAUGAAAGGAACUAUCAUGUUUUUUACUAUUUAUUAAAUGGUGCAUCCGAGGAGGAACGACAAAGGCAUUACUUGAUGCAACCAACCGAAUAUAGCUACCUUAAUCAGAAUAACUUUUAUGCGGCAGAAGGAGUGAAUGAAUGUUACGAAUAUCAACGACUCAAAUAUGCUAUGGAUGCAGUUGGCUUCUCACAACAAUCUCAGCAAAAUAUGUUUGCAGUUAUUUCAGCUGUAUUACUUCUUGGAAACAUACAGUAUGUUCGGAGAAGUGGCUAUCAUAGUGACGAGAAUGUCUCCAUCGGUAAUGAGGAAGUGCUAUCUAUUAUUUCAACGCUGCUACAUAUCAAAGCAUCCAGUCUGCAGCAAGCUUUGACGAUGCGUCGAACGGUGAUGAAAAAUGAUGUUGUCAUCUCGCAGUACAGUGUUAGCGAGGCAAAAGAUACACGCGAUGCUAUGGCAAAAUGUCUGUACAAUGCUUUAUUUUAUUGGAUAGUAUUACGGAUAAAUCAAGCGUUGCUGAAAAAAGAACGACUUACGUCAAAGACAGGAUAUUAUAUUGGUAUUUUGGAUAUUUUCGGAUUUGAAGAUGUUGGUGGAAAGUGGAAUUCAUUUGAACAACUCUGUAUCAAUUAUGCAAAUGAGCAUCUACAAGCUUACUUCAACCAACAUAUCUUCCAAUUCGAGCAGGAAGAAUAUCUCAAAGAAGGAAUUACAUGGACGAACAUCGAAUAUACCGAUAAUACCGAAUGUGUCCAAUUGUUUCAGAGUAAACCAUACGGUAUAUUCCGAUUGAUUGAUGAAGAAAGUAAUAUCAACAACGGAACGGACGAGUCAAUGCUCGAUAAGCUCAAUCAUUUCCUCAAAACCAACGAAUACUAUGAAACACCUCAGAAGCGUGAAUCAGCUUUCAUUGUUGCCCAUUAUGCGGGAAAAGUGAAAUAUCAAAUUAAGGGUUUUCGUGAAAAAAACAAAGAUUUGAUGCGACAAGAAGUUUUAAUGGCAAUCAAGAAAAGUAAAAGUGCUUUUGUUCGAGGGUUAGUUGGAAAUGAUCCGGUUGCGGUAUUUCGUUGGGGCAUAUUACGGGCAACUUUUCGGGCAGCAAACGCUUUCUGGCAAGCUGGAAAAUUGGCAAAAAAAAGAGAAAAUAUCGAACAUUCUAAGUUACCGCGUGAUAAUAAAGCGAUAUUAACUGGGAUUAGUUCGGAUACGCAUUUAAAUGCUUUCCUACGUGGUGAAAUAAGUCAAGAAAUGGUACCACCCUUCUGUGACACAUCAUUUUUCACCACAAUUGUUAGCCAUGCUCGGAAACAACCAAACGUACAGGUGGAGGACUGUCACAGCGCUUUGAAAAGCUUACAGGCAGUGAAAGCUUUUUCGGAAAAGAAAAGUAUCACCGGAAAACCGUCUUCCGUCGGCAAACAAUUCCAGCAUUCUUUGUCGCGACUGAUGAAAACGUUAUCUCAGGCAACACCUUAUUUCAUCCGAUGCAUCAAAUCUAACAAUGAAAAGAUUCCGAACCAUUUUGAUGACAAUAUUAUUUUACGACAAUUGCGUUACACAGGUAUGCUCGAGACAGUGCGAAUACGUCGAGCUGGUUAUAGUGUUCGUAUCGAAUAUAAGGAUUUCAUCAAGCAGUAUCGAGUGCUUCUACCGAAAGGCUGUGAAAGUACCACAGAAGAUGUUAAGGAGUUUAUCACAGCACAUGCAUUGAUUGAUAAUAACGAGGUGCAAUUUGGAAUCACCAAAGUAUUUAUGCGUGAUGCUGAGAAGUUAAUUCUGGAUGAUCAUCUUCAUCGCGUCAUUAUGAAGCAUAUCGAAACGUUGCAGAGAUGCAUUCAAGCUCUAAUGACAAGGCGCAAAUAUAUCAAAUUGCGCAAUAGUAUUAUUGGAAUGCAGGCAGCAGCUCGUGGGAUGAUUGUGAGGAAUCGUUUGCAUGAAGUAUACGAUGCCGCGUUGGUGAUUCAGCGUAACUGGAAGCGUUUCAAGGUGGAGCAAAGAUAUCAAAAAAUUCGACGCGCUGUUGUCGCUAUACAGGCUCAUUAUCGUGGCGCUUAUGCUAGAAAACGAUAUGAGGAAAUGAGAAGAGAAAGUGAUCCAAAGAAACAUUCACCAAAUUUCACAAUAACAAAGGUUGUGCGAAAAAUGGAAUUGGUAUCGUUCAAUCUGAACGACCCCGAAUCUUUGGCGCAAUUUGCGGGUUCAGAUGAGGAUGAGGAAGAGCUCUCAAUAGCAUCAACAAGUGUUAGCAUUUUGGAUGAGGAAGAAGAUGGACAGGAGGAUGCUGGAAGUACUCGAAGUUCGAUUCAGCUCGACAGUGUCCAUCUGGAAACGGAACUCGAUGCGACAUUCAUAUUGGAGGAUAAAAAACUGAAACUUGUCGAAGCACCACGAGAUUCAGCAAUUUUCAAAAGAAGGAUAAGUUCAGCAUCAACUGGUACAACCAAAAAGAUGAAAAUGUUUCGAAGAGCUGCAAGCACAGAAACGGAUCGACUUUCAAUUUCUGAACAUAUGAUACCUUCGAGCCCAGAAAGUAAGAGCAAAAGUAGAAAGAUGGGUUUUAUGCGAGCCAAGAAGCACUUGAAAGCAUUUCUGUCACGACGUAGUGAUAGUGUCCUGAGUAUUGAUGAAAGUCGAGACUCACUUACUGCAUGCACAACCUCAGUGUCAACCAAACAUAAUUUAAAAUUAAGUCGACUGCAUCGCAAUGAAAUUUGUGCUUUAUGCAAUAAAAAUUUCACCGGUAUACUAAUAAAGGGCAACAAGUGUACAGAGUGUAAAUUAUCAUUCCACAAAGAGUGCUCUUCAUUCGCGUCCAAUAUUCCUUGUCAAGCGGUGAUCCGUUCACUUCGUCCGGAUGAUACGUCGCCAAAGAAGGAAUGGGAAAUAAAAUCGUCUUUGUCACCGAAGCAAUCAUUUGCACCACUCGUCCUUCAUCCAGCCAAAUCCUUCAGUUUGCAUAAAACUAAACAACAGACUGAUCCAAGCGAUAUGAUUAUUGAAAGUGACGAUGAUCUGAGACAUUUCAAUGUAUUUAUCUUCAAAAAAUUGAUGAAAUUGGAGAAUAAUAAGAAAAAGAGGGACACACAAAUAGAUGCAAUUUUCAAGAAAGCUUUCAAGGAAUUCCAUAUGGAAAUUAUUGGCUAUGAAGCGGUAGUCAGUGAAAACAGAACGAUGCUAAAGUAUCAUGAUCUUAUCACUAUUUUCGAAGGUUCACUGACCAAAGUUUCAGCCCAGGAACAGGUAACAUUCCCUACUACACUUGGCGUAAACGCGUUUCGUGGAUUUCUGAAUGAAUUCCUUCACGAGCAAACAAAAAAUAAGAAAUCGAGUAAAAAAUCGAAUGUCCUUGAGAAUGUUCGCAAAAAAAGAAGAAAAUCGGAUGCAACGGUGGUUUAUAAUGGUCAUCGAUUUAAAUUAGAAUACGUUCACGUACCAACGUAUUGUGAAGUGUGCAAUUUGUUUAUGUGGCAUGCUGAGAAAAUUUUCAUUUGUAAAGCAUGUCGCAUAAGUUGUCACAAGAAAUGUCAUACAAAGAUUACAACAAGUUGUACGCAAUCUUUACAGCAAACAAAUUUACAAUCUGGUGGACGAUUUUUUGGUGCAAAUUUGAACAGUCUCGUGGAUGAUCAAGAAUCAGUUCCAAUUGUCAUCGAUAAAUUAUUUAUGGCUAUUGAAUUGAAAGCUCUUUUCGUUGAAGGAAUUUAUAGGAAAAGUGCAGCAAUUGGACAAGUGCGUAAUGCACGUCGAGAAAUUGAAAAUGCAGAAUUCGAAAUAUUAUCGUUUGACGACGUCCCCACGCACGUUAUAACAACUUUAGUGAAGUCAUUUUUCCGUGAGCUCCCGGAGCCUCUUAUCACUUACGAUCUCUACGAGAAUUUCUUGAAUGCCUCAGAGGUGCAAGAUAGUACUGAACGAGUAAGAUGUUUGACUGUAAUAGUAGAAUUGCUACCAAAAUGUAAUAGAAGCGUUUUGGAACGGUUGCUGUACCAUUUGGCACGUGUUGCUAAUCAGGAAUCAGUGAACAAAAUGGGUGCUGCAAAUUUGGCACUUAUUUUUGCACCAUGCAUUUUGCGUACUAAUCAAACGUUACGUGCGCAAGAUCAACUACGAGAUGUUGAAAGACAGGCUAUUUGUGUACAAGCGUUAAUCGAAGAAAAAUUGCGACAAUUCCGCUCAACGUUAACAGAAAUUGUUUCACUUGAAACUGCUAGUGAAAAGAUCGUUGAGAAUUUGCGACUAAUUGAUGAGCACAAAGAUUCAGUGAAAAAAGAAAUGCACACGUCUAAUGAGCAGCAUCUCGAGACUGCUCGACAAUUAUUUGUGGAACAAUUGGAAUUUUUGGAUAGCGAAAAAGAAAAACUCAUCCAAGAAUUACCACCAAUAGCACCAGUAGCAUCGGUAGAAGAUCUUUCAUCACUCGAAGAGUGCAGAAAUUCGCCAUUGCUAAUUGAAGAGGUACCCCAGGAAGAGUACGCUCUCGACUUCAGUGCUCCUCCAAUCUUCAACACUCUGAAGAAUGUCACCAAAUGGCGAUCACGAGGGUCAUCAAGACGUCGUCUACCUAGCCAACAGCAUAGACGGUCCAUGUUUGAGAAGCACUUCCAUGUGAAAUUCUCAUAA